GUAGUUUCAAGCUCCGGGGAAGGUAUGCCCAUUUUUUCUUUCUAAAAGUUGCCUGCUGAAAGUAAAGUCUUUGCUUCCUUUUGGGAGGGAGAAAACGGAUUCUGAUAGGUUAAAAGUUGGAGGCUGCUCUCUCCUCUUCACUGUUUUUUUGCCUCUUGCCUAUUGGAAAUUCCCUCUUUUCGGAUUGCCAGUAGCUAGAUCACAAUGGCAGAUCGCGUGCUUGUGAUUGGCAGCGGAGGCCGGGAACAUGCUCUGGCUUGGAAACUGGCGCAGUCUCCACACGUGAAGCAGGUGCUGGUCGCUCCAGGAAACGCAGGAACAGCGAGUGAUGGGAAGAUCUCUAACUCAGCUGUCUUAAUCAGUGACCAUGCUGCUCUUUCCAAGUACUGUAAAGACCAGAAGAUUGGACUUGUGGUGGUUGGUCCAGAAGUUCCUCUUGCAGCUGGGAUCGUUGAUGACUUGACAGCUGCUGGUGUGAGAUGUUUUGGUCCUACAGCAAAAGCGGCUCAGCUAGAAUCCAGUAAAAGCUUUUCCAAAGCAUUUUUUGAUCGUCAUAACAUCCCAACUGCAAGAUGGAAAUCAUUUACUAAUGCAAAGGAAGCUUGUGAUUUUAUUACCAGCGCAACUUUCCCUGCCUUAGUUGUAAAGGCGAGUGGUUUGGCUGCUGGAAAAGGAGUGAUUGUGGCCACUAACAAAGCAGAGGCAUGCAAAGCCGUGCAUGAAAUAAUGCAAGAUAAAACUUUUGGAGCAGCUGGAGAAACCGUUGUGGUUGAGGAACUACUUGAAGGAGAAGAGGUUUCUUGCUUAUGCUUUACAGACGGCGUCACUGUUGCCUCCAUGCCACCUGCCCAGGACCACAAACGGCUAAUGGAUGGAGAUCAAGGUCCAAACACUGGUGGCAUGGGUGCAUAUUGCCCAGCACCCCAGCUCUCCAAGGAUCUGCUUUUGAAAAUCAGGAAUUCUGUUCUCCAGAAAACAGUUGAUGGCAUGAGAAAUGAAGGUAUUCCUUAUGUAGGUGUGCUGUAUGCUGGGCUAAUGCUCACCAAAGAGGGACCCAAAGUCUUGGAGUUCAACUGUAGAUUUGGUGACCCUGAAUGUCAGGUAAUUCUACCACUACUGGAGAGUGAUAUUUAUGAAGUUAUACAAGCAACCGUUGAUAGAAAGUUAUCAAGCUGCAUGCCUGUUUGGCUGGAAGACUCCUCUGCUGUGACCGUGGUCAUGGCUAGCGAAGGCUACCCAGGGAGCUAUCCUAAAGGUUUGGAAAUAACAGGAUUUUCUCAGGCGAAAGACCUCGGCUUGGUGGUGUUCCAUGCGGGGACAGCUAUGAAAGAUGGCAAAGUUGUGACCAGUGGAGGCAGAGUCCUCACUGUGACAGCUAUCAAGAAAGACCUCAUGUCAGCCCUCAAAGAAGCCAACAGAGGAGUUGAAGUCAUUCGGUUCAAAGGAGCCAUUUAUAGAAAGGAUAUUGGUUAUCGAGCAAUAGAUUUCCUUAAACAAACCAGUGGUCUGACUUACAAAGACAGUGGUGUAGAUAUUGCAGCUGGUAACACCUUGGUUCAGAAAAUUAAGCCUUUAGCAGCAGCAACAUCAAGAUCAGGCUGUAAUGCUGAGCUUGGAGGGUUUGCUGGCCUCUUUGAUUUGAAGGAAGCUGGAUAUAAAGAUCCAAUUUUGGUAUCUGGAACUGAUGGUGUUGGCACAAAGCUCAAGAUUGCCCAACUGUGCAACAAGCACGACACGAUUGGGCAGGACUUGGUUGCCAUGUGCGUUAAUGAUAUCCUAGCUCAGGGAGCAGAGCCCCUCUUCUUCCUUGACUAUUUUGCCUGUGGUAAAUUGGAUGUUGGGAUGGCUCAAACCAUCAUAGCUGGAAUAGCCGAAGCGUGUAAACUGGCAGGAUGUGCUCUCCUUGGAGGAGAAACUGCGGAAAUGCCGGGCAUGUAUCCACCUGGAGAGUACGACCUGGGAGGCUUUGCAGUGGGUGCCGUGGAGCGGGGAGAAAUGCUCCCCCAGUUAAACAGAAUUGCCGAUGGGGAUGUGAUCCUUGGCGUUGCUUCCUCUGGUGUUCACAGCAAUGGAUUUAGUCUUGUGAGAAAGAUUGUAGAAAAAUCAUCUUUAGAUUUUUCCUCCCCUUCAGUGGGUGGCUCUCCUAACCAGACAUUAGGAGAGCAACUGCUUACCCCUACUAAAAUCUAUAGCAAGGUUCUUUUGCCAGUCCUUCGAACGGGUCACGUGAAGGCAUAUGCCCAUAUCACUGGUGGAGGGCUGCUGGAAAAUAUUCCACGCGUCCUUCCAGCAUCCUUUGGAGUUGUUUUAGAUGCCUUGAGUUGGAAGAUACCUAAGAUCUUUUCCUGGCUUCAAAAAGAGGGAAACCUUUCAGAAGAGGAAAUGGCCCGAACAUUUAACUGUGGGAUUGGUGCAGUCCUGGUGGUGCCAAAGGAACAGGCUGGGAAUAUUCUGAAGGACAUCCAGAUACACGAAGAGGCAUGGAUGAUUGGGAAGGUUGUUCAGCGUCAAGGAGAGUCUGCCUACGUUGAAGUCAACAACUUGCUUCGAGCCUUACAUGCAAAUAGGUUGCAGUCCUCGCCCAGCCAACCAAGCAAGGCCCAACCAAGCAAAACCAGGGUGGCAGUCCUUAUCUCUGGAACAGGUACAAAUCUGGAAGCUCUCAUAGCCAGUGCAAUUAAGCCAACUAGCUAUGCACAAUUAGUCCUUGUUGUUUCUAACAAAGCUGGUGUAGAAGGGCUAAAAAGAGCAGAAAGAGCUGGUAUUCCUACAAAGGUAAUUGACCAUAAACAGUUUAGUAGUCGUACGGAGUUUGACAGUGCUGUUGAUAAAGUCCUUGAAGAGUUCUCAGUUGAACUGAUCUGCCUCGCAGGAUUUAUGCGGAUCUUAUCUGGUCCUUUCGUCAGAAAAUGGGAUGGAAAAAUAUUGAACAUCCAUCCUUCUUUGCUGCCUUCAUUUAAAGGAGCCCAUGCUCACAGGCUGGUGCUGGAAGCUGGCGUCCAAAUCACUGGGUGUACUGUCCACUUUGUUGCUGAGGAAGUUGAUGCUGGAGCCAUCAUUUUCCAAGAACCAGUUCCAGUGAAGGCUGGAGACACAGAGGAGACUUUGUCAGAAAGAGUGAAACAGGCAGAACAUCGAGCCUUCCCUGCCGCUAUGCAGCUGGUGGCCAGUGGAGCCGUGAAAUUAGGAGCAAACGGAAAGCUCAUCUGGGAUGUGGAAAAACAUUAACUGAAGUGCCAGUGUCAAGAAGACAGAAACAACUAUGAAUGGAAUCUGCAACAAGAAGUAUCUGUAGCUAUAAUGUUUUUGCAUCAUAACAUAGAGCAGCAAGUUUCCAGUAAACUGUAUCUUACUUACCUCACAUGAAACAGCUGAACUGGGAAGGGGGGAAAAUUGCUCUAUACAAAUGGGACUUGAACGGGCACAGCAAGUCAUUUGUGUGAUCCAAUCAACAUCACCCACAUCAUCAUGAUAGUUCCUAUGUUGCAUUAAAAUGUCUGAAACUUU
Molecule: messenger RNA, 3507 nt
Organism: Anolis carolinensis (green anole)
Lineage: Eukaryota; Metazoa; Chordata; Lepidosauria; Squamata; Anolidae
Product: trifunctional purine biosynthetic protein adenosine-3
Exons: 23
Coding region: 205-3228 (1007 amino acids)
Biological process (GO): adenine biosynthetic process; 'de novo' IMP biosynthetic process
Cellular component (GO): cytosol
Molecular function (GO): phosphoribosylamine-glycine ligase activity; phosphoribosylformylglycinamidine cyclo-ligase activity; phosphoribosylglycinamide formyltransferase activity
Source: RefSeq, a predicted model, not a curated record